Messenger RNA from Oncorhynchus mykiss (rainbow trout), 483 nucleotides. The record is from RefSeq and is a predicted model, not a curated record. Lineage: Eukaryota; Metazoa; Chordata; Actinopteri; Salmoniformes; Salmonidae.
AUGCAGUAUCAUGGAAGACUGGCACUACUGUGGCAUGAUGUCAUCGUGGAGCGUGCUCUUGACACUUUGACCCUGACAUCACGUCCUCAGGCAGUGCAGAGGAAAGCCGCUGUGGUAGACCCCCAGAGUGUGAUCACAGCCAUCGACCACUUCUGCAAACAGAGAAUGGGCCAUGAAUAUGGGCGAGGAGAAAGUGUCAUUACCUUGGAGUUCAACCCAGAUUAUUCUGACACUGCUCGUCAAGUCAUCAGAUGGUCAGGACUGGAGGAGAAGGUGCAGCAAGUGGAGGGAGCCUCAGGAACUUGGAUCCCUCGAUUGAAGGAGCAUUUCGGGGCCCAGGCGUUUGACUUAGUUUUCCUGGACCACUGGAAAGAUCGCUACCUUCCUGACACAAAACUUCUGGAGGAGUGUGGUCUCAUACAGAAAGGCACAGUGAUGCUGGCAGACAAUGUCAUCUGUCCAGGAACCCCUGACUAUCUGUAG